CACAAUUUUUUGUCACUAACGACAAGUAAACAUUGCAUAUUUUUCUCCCGAUAUUUUUUUGUUGUGUUUUGUUUAAAAGGUGAGCGAGUAACCAUGCCAACAUCUGCUAAAGAGUUUGCAGAGUAUUCAGAUGACAGUUUUGCCUCCAACAUAUCGGAAGAUGAGUUAAGAGUUCAGUCACCUAUAAAAGUGAACCAGAAAAAGAAGAAGAAGAAAGUGCCUAAAACCAGUCACGUCAAGAAACCAGCUUCUCCAUAUGGACGACCUAUGAAGGUUUCUGGACCAAAAAGAACAUCUGAGGAACUGUGGCUUGAUGGUAUCCACAAGGGCACAGGGCUGACAGCGAGUGUAAAGAGCAGCAAUUAUCUUGGCCUUACUGGUAAACAAGUGCCUCAAGGUAGCAACUGCAGCGAUUACUUACGAGAGAAUGUACUUGGCAUGCCGCCAAAAUCACGCAGGUCGCAAUCAGCUAUGGAUGAUACAUUUACAAGAAGUACAAAAGGAGUCCCAGUGUACAAGCCACCGGAGGACAUGUAUGAUGACAUAUUGGAGUUAAGGAAGUCUGUUACUGGUCUGAGGCAGGAGAAUGAGCUGAUAAAGGCAAGGAAUCGUAGACUAGAAGAUGACAAUGCCAAAAAGGAGAAACACAUAGAUGAACUCAUGAUGGGUAGUAGAGUAAGUGUUUUCUGUUAUUAUCCUAGUGACAUGUUUGAAGUAAGCAAGUUCUGCUUUGGGGAAGAGGGUGGCGAUGUAGCAAUAAUAAGAGAUGAUGCCAGCAGGUGGAAUGCCUGGCACAGCUGUUGGACAGCCAAGGUAAAAUUUGUCAAGAGUAAUUGUAUCUCCUUUUCUAAAUGUAGGAAGUUGAGUGAAGAUAUUAAAUGUACAAAUAUAGAAGAAAUGAAAAUUGCCAUGGAAACAUUCUAUCAAGAGGUUCAACGGUUGAGAGUUGAGCAAACUGAAAAUGAUAAACUAUCGAGAUCAAUGAAACAAAGCAGUAACAGUAAUUCUAAAGUGAAAGCGUUGAACGGCACGGUCUUGCGUUUGACGGAGGCUAAUCAGCGGUUGCAAAGCGAAAAUAAACUACUGAAAUUGGAUCUGCAACGUGCGAUGGAAAAGACUCCAAGAACAGGGGGAAAGGGUAGCAGAGAUUACAAGGACAUGGACAGACAGAAUUUACUAGAUACCUUAUCUAAGCUUGAAUCAGAACUGGAGGAAGUUAGAGCAAAAGAAAUGAAGAAUUCUGUUUCUGAAGCAAACAAGAAACAGUUACAAGAUUCUAUUGACCGACAGGAAAAGGAAAUUAAACGGUUGAAAGAAGAUAAAUCAAAACUGAAGAAAACAAUUGACGAACAAGAACAGGAAAUAAAAGAAUUGAAUGGAAAAUUAAAAAAAAUAACUGAACAAAUAUUAAGAGAAGCAGAAGAGGCGUCGAAGAAAAAGUUGGCACGGCAAUCCAGUACGGAGUCGCUGCACCACAACACGCCACGAAGCAGAAGUGGGAGCUCAGCCUCAUUGAAAAGAAAAAAGAAAGACGAAGACAGAAGACAUGAAGAACAGAAACAGAAAGCUGAAGAACUAAGAAAAGUAAACAGCGCCAAGAGUAUACAGAGGAACUGGCGGGCUCAUAAGAAACUUAGUGAUGAUGAUGAAGAUGAGAAAGAAGAAGAGGAAUUGGAUGCUGCAACUGUGACAAUACAGUCUGCUUUUAGAGGACACGAAAAUCGUAAGCAUCAUCUACAGCAGAUGAACCGUUACACGCCAAGUCCAGUGAAUAAAUAUAAAGACAGCAACAGUGAUGAGGAGGAGAGCGAUAUGGAGGAUGUUGCCACGACGAUACAGUCAGCAGCAAGAGGGCAUUGGGGAAGACAGAAGCAACUCAACAGCUACAGUACUAGAAACUCAGAGAUAUCUGAUGCAGAAUCUGUUUCGUCAAAACGAUCAGUAAGAAGUAAUAAAAGUAAUUCCAGCAAGAAGCAAGUUAAAUCAAAGAAACAAAUUGCUCGUGAAUAUCUGGAAGAUUCUGACGAGAGUGAUGUCUUGGUGACAAGCAAGAAUACAAACAAUGGAAAAACGUCAAAAAAAUCAGUCAGAAAAGAAAAUCCAUAUGGUCUACUUGAUAGUGACAAUGAGAGUGACGAUGAAUUGGUUACAGCUCCACUUAGACGGCGAUCUUAUCAAUUCGGUAGAUGAAUUCAACCUCUCUCCCACUAAGUCAGUAGUACUCCGAGUGCAACAUUUUAGUGUUGCAGCAUCAAAACACACAGUUAGAGGAGUCUGUAUUAUCGUUUUCAACCAGAAAAAUUAGUGUUGGUAAUAGAAGUCACAUGCUUUAAGGCUUAGUAAUUUGUUUAGAAAACUGUAUACUGUGUAAUUACCUGUAGUUAAAGUAAACAGAUGAUGUGGGGUAUUAGCAGAAGUGGCGCCAGCAGGGGGGUUUGGGAGGGGUGGAAAGGCCCUGCCGGGGAAAAAAUCACCAUCCGUCGGAGAGAAAAAAAAUGUAUAUAUAUUUUCUACAUUAUUACCCAUAGUGUAAAGUAUUUUUAUUUUCGCAGAGGAUACCUCCAAAACCAGCUCAAAUUUACGCGGAAAACCACUAGGAAAAUAGGUGCGCAGAGUCGCAAUAAUUUAUUUGGUCAAAGUCUAAUUUUCAACAAAAUAGGAAUUUGGCCAUUAUUUUCCGAAAUGUGUGGAUGGAUUUCUAGGCCAAAUGUUUGCUUGCAGGAUAUAUAUUCCCCGCACAGGCUUUACUAUAGAGUCUGGCACAAUAGUAGACUCUAAAAUUGAUUAAGCCUUUGAAACCCCAAAGUUGUCAUAUUUCUCGAGGGCUUUGCCCCCUGGACUACUUUAGGAAGAUUUUGAGAGACAGUUGACUACGCCCAAUUCACUUUCGCUAGGCACAUCGUGAUGUCUGUCAGAGACAUCGGACCCCUGUCACACAAAUCCUGUCGCUAUCCCUAGGUAUUAGGUGUAAAAAAAGUACUUUUGGUGUGUUUCUCCAGUUGUCGACAUUGUUUAUUUCGGAUGGGGAAAUACCAUGACACUACUUCUUUUGAUUACAUUUCUGUUAUUUUUUUCUUUCAAAAGCAAAACAGAAGAAAAAUUUAAAACUGGUAGACAUGUUGGGAAUAUAAAAUCAUUUUCAAAUUGCUUGUUUUGGUGGUCAUACAGUAGUUUUAUAGCUUAAAAUCUGAAAGAACAGUGUUCAUACUUUCUGUAGUUUUAUAGCUUAAAAUCAUAGCUAUACAGUGUCUGUACCUUCUUUUACCACAGUUUUAUAGCUUACAAUCUGAGGGAUUUGAGCAUUUGGCCUAUACAAAAUUACCUACUGUAAAACUAUCAGUAGUUUUUAGAGGUCUUACUUUUUGUCUUAAUUUUGCUCAAAAAAGGAAGUUGUAGUAUUCAUUUACAAAAUGUAUUUUUUGGUUUUUUUAAUCUUCAUUUUUGUUAUGUACAGUUAUCAAUCAUACACAUAAGUAAUAUCUGCUUAUGGAUGUUAAGUAAAGUUAGUUGAAUCAAGUUUGUAUACAUGUACAUGCUAUAUUUUCAUUAGUCUUUAAAAGUGUGUGAAGUACAUAAUAAAAUGGGUUUGUAAAUAUUAUAGAAUAAGGUCAUUGAACUAGACAAUGCCAAAAAUAAUGUGCUGUACAGUACUUAUUGUGGUUGAAAUAUACAUUUUUUCUAUAUAUUGUGAUGCCAUGAGAACUAGAGAGAAACUGAUAGCUUUUAGGAUGAAUGUCAUUAUUGUAUUGAAUUAUGUGAAUAUAGAUGGAGUGAAAUUGCAGCUUACCUUUCAAUGCCAUGCUUAAUUUUCUGUCAAUAUUACGUCAGAUAAAUCAACUCCACUCCUCAACACUCAAUAUAGUGAGAUUAAGUUUAUGUAGAGCAUAUUUUCUGUGUGCUUGUCUUUUGAAAGGGAAUGGCACCUAUGGAUAUGUGGGUGAAUUUGGAAAAGAAAGUCAUGGACACUUAAAACCUACAUAAUUUAAUUUAUUCAUUAGGCAUAGACUUAAUUCUGUCAUAAUUGACAACAUUUUGACGCUAUGAAAAUGAUGAUAAAACAAUGUUAAUUUAAACAUAACCAGUAUUUUCAUAUGAACCAUCAUAAUGUACAAAUCAGCCUCAAGGUGAAAAGUUCUGUCACAAUUUGGCGAUUUUUUUACCCUGCCUUUUUCUGAUUGUUUUGUGUUCCAUAUACUAUCUCUGCUUAAAAAUGCCACUCAAAACUUACUUUUAAGGCUAUUAAAUAAAAUUUGUAAGCAUAAAUAAUUUUUGGUCUUGGUUUAUAUUUUAAGCAAUUUUGAUAGUUUUAAUAUGUAUACAAGCAACAAAUUUCCGUAAAAAGAUGCAAUAAAGUGAGUCUGAGUCUCGGUAUAAUUAGUGUCGGGAGGUAGUUGUAUUAUCCAACACUUUCGGGAAUUAGAAUUUGCUACUUCACAAAUCACGUUCUAUUUAUCACUGCACAAUGGCGUAACUACCGCAGGUUCAGGCGGUUCAUUGAACCAGAGCCCCUGGUCUCCAGGGGCCCCAAUCUUUAAGCGCCUGCCCCCUUAUAUAAAUUUAAUAAAGCAGUGCAUAUUUAAACAGUGAUAGUAUUUAUCUUUAUAUGUACUCUUGAACCAAGGCCCCUCAGAACCUAUUACAUCACUGCCUCCUCAUACUGUACCUUCAAAAAGUACUUCAGGAAGUUAAAAUCUCAAUCUCAUCAGAGCUAUUUUUGAAAGAUUGUGAAAUUUAGGCUUUAUAUUACUGUAUUCAUUUUUGAAAUGGUUUUUUCUUUUGGAUUGAACUUUCAUGUAUUAUGUACAGUUGACAACCUUACACAUGAAGUAAUAAGUAAUUUUUCUUAGAUAUUAGGAAAUUUAGUUUGUAUCACAUGUACAAAACUAUAUUAGUCUGUAAAAGUGUGUGAAAAACACCAAUAAGGCCAAAAAAUAAUAUGUUGUGUUGCCCUCCGCGACCGACCGAAAUUUUCCAAAAAAAUCGGAUCGGCAUUUUUUUUUUCUUGUUUUUGUUUUUGAAAUGUUUUUGAAGUACAAAUUCGAGAAACACCGCAGUCAAAAUUAACAUUUAGAACAUCGGACCAUAGGCCUAGAUGCAUGCGUAAAAUCGGUAAAAUAGAAGCAUAAUUUACAGAACCGAGCGCGAGGACGAUAUAUAUCACAAAUCGGAUCUCUCGUGCUGAGCUGUCAAAUUACGAUACACAUUAUUAUUUUACGUUACGAAGCCAAAUAAUACUUUCUUUAAACUGAUUUAUUUUUGUUUGAUUUAUUUCAAUAUACACUUGAUUAUUAUAAUAAUUCCAUCUAAGGGCAACACAACAAUUUUUUUUAGUCUAGUUUGUAGGCCUACUUAUAUUGAUGGUAAUUAAACUAGACAGUGCAAACAAA
Messenger RNA from Anneissia japonica, 5387 nucleotides. RefSeq names its product IQ domain-containing protein E-like. The record is from RefSeq and is a predicted model, not a curated record. Bases 94 to 2190 code for a protein of 698 amino acids. Lineage: Eukaryota; Metazoa; Echinodermata; Crinoidea; Comatulida; Comatulidae. Gene Ontology annotation, molecular function: protein binding. The transcript is spliced from 18 exons.